Messenger RNA from Archocentrus centrarchus (flier cichlid), 3500 nucleotides. It is a transcript of the gene erlin1, whose product is annotated as ER lipid raft associated 1. The record is from RefSeq and is a predicted model, not a curated record. Gene Ontology annotation, molecular function: cholesterol binding; ubiquitin protein ligase binding. Gene Ontology annotation, biological process: SREBP signaling pathway. Lineage: Eukaryota; Metazoa; Chordata; Actinopteri; Cichliformes; Cichlidae. Bases 376 to 1392 code for a protein of 338 amino acids. The transcript has 13 exons. Gene Ontology annotation, cellular component: endoplasmic reticulum membrane; endoplasmic reticulum.
UUACAUAUUAUAAUCCUGUCGUUUAGUUUACACAGUAAUCUAUUAUUUGAUCGUACGUACGUAGACAGUUUAAAACGUUUGCAGCUUAGCAAGCUUACGUUAGCAUAAAGCUACACUGAAAGAGUGCUGCACUUCCGAACCCACCCAGCGAGAGCUAGCUAGCUAGCUGGCUAGCUAGCUAAUACAGUCAGCUAGGGUAAACGUUACCGACCGAGUGUUGGGAUGCAUGGAGCAGAAGAUCAAAGCCAUUUAGAGCUGACCUUAAAGUUACUGGACGUUAAGUGGCAGGUUUUAUGGCAGAGCUGAUGCAUUACAGUGGGUUUACCUAAGAGUCUGACUGCAUGUACUGCUGUGUACAGGUGAGUGCUAGUAAGGAUGACGAUGCCGCAUGUAGGGGCAGUAUUUGCAGCAAUAGCAGGAGUGGUGGCCAUCAUGUUGCACUCCUCUAUUCACAAGAUAGAAGAAGGACACCUCGCUGUGUACUACAGGGGUGGGGCAUUGUUGACUACUCCCAAUGGACCUGGAUAUCACAUUAUGCUGCCUUUCAUUACCACCUACAGAUCAGUGCAGACUACACUCCAAACAGAUGAGAUCAAGAAUGUGCCUUGUGGGACAAGUGGAGGUGUGAUGAUCUAUUUUGACAGGAUAGAAGUUGUGAACAUGCUGGUCCCCUCAGCAGUGGUGGACAUUGUGAGGAACUACACUGCUGAUUAUGACAAAACUCUAAUUUUCAACAAGAUUCAUCAUGAACUCAACCAGUUCUGCAGCGUGCACACGCUACAGGAGGUUUAUAUCGAGUUAUUUGACAUUAUAGAUGAGAACCUGAAGACUGCAUUACAGAAAGAUCUUAAUGCUAUGGCACCUGGGCUUACAAUACAGGCAGUCCGUGUUACCAAACCAAAGAUCCCCGAGGCUAUCAGGAGGAACUUUGAACUUAUGGAAGCAGAAAAGACUCGUCUGCUAAUAACAGCUCAGACUCAGAAGGUGGUGGAAAAGGAAGCUGAGACUGAAAGGAAGAAAGCCAUUAUUGAGGCUCAGAAAGUGGCUCAGGUAGCAGAGAUCCAGUUCCAGCAGAAGGUGAUGGAGAAGGAGACAGAGAAGAGAAUCUCUGAAAUAGAGGAUGCGGCCUUCCUGGCCAGAGAGAAGGCUAGGGCUGAUGCAGAAUAUUACACUGCUGCCAAGUUUGCUGAAGCAAACAGGCUGAAGUUGACGCCCGAAUACCUGGAGCUGAUGAAGUACCAGGCCAUAGCAGCAAACAGUAAGAUCUACUUUGGCCAGGACAUUCCUAACAUGUUUGUAGAGGGAAGCAACGGUCCCCCUAAAUCUCCGCGCUCCCCUCCGUUACCGAAUGCUGAAUCAGACUUCUUUAAAGCAAAGCCAGAUGGGCAGUGAGUCCACCAACGCUGCCUCUGCACAGGACCGGAGCCUAAUGAGGAAUUGUCUUGUCACUGGGGUGGAGAGCACUGAACUGAAUAUAAUGGGAAGGGUAGCUUUUCAGCUAGUUUGGUGAACAGCACGUUUCAGUCUUAAAUCUAAAGAGUGGGAGAGGGUUUUAGGUGAAAGACAGGUGAAAGUGAGUCAGAGAAGGUGCAAGGUGAAAAGGAAUUUUUUUUUUUUUUUUUUAAACCUUCCACUCUUUUUGAAAAGACGAGCUUUAGAAAUGAGAUUAAUGCCAUAGUUAAAAAUCAAAAGCAUAAACAUGCUAAUGCCUGAGAACGUUGACAGCAAUUAUUUGCCCUGAUUUACAUUUGCUUGCAAUCAGUGCAGUGUUUAACUUUGCUUUUGGGGCUGCGUUCUUUCUUCUGUUUUGUUUCAAUUUUUUGUAUGCAAGAAGAAUGAUUUGUGGUGAAAAUGAGUUAUUGAUUUUUGAGAAAUAAUAUGUGGCUUAGCUGCACUGGAAUCUGACAGGUGACACUAAUUAAAAGCUAGAUGAACGAUGUAAGUGUGUGAUGGGGGUCAAGUCAUCUCUGUGCCAUCUUUGCUUGCACUGAGUUACUAAGGUGGCUGUUCUCUCAAGAGUAGAAGGGCCUGUUUAAGCUGCUGGUGGAUGAACUUGAACACUUGAUGGGUUAUACACAGAAGUGGUUGCAUUAUAAAUAUCCAGUUGACUGAAAUUAUACAGGCAUUGCCCAGGGGUAUCAGAUUGGUGGUGUAGUGUUUUUUUGUUUGCCUGUUUGUUUGUUUUUUGGGUGUUCAUUUUGUUAUUAGUUUGUUCUUGGGGCCUCCUGUGACACUGACUGUGAAGCAAAUGAGGGGAAAAAAGGAAGAAAGUUCAAGAUGAUUAACUGAUUUUAAUUAUUAUAUCAUAAUUCAUUUAAAUUAAUAGUGGGCACUGCAGGAAGUUGAGAUUUGCAUUAAGAAGUCAGGGCAUCUUUCUUUCUGAUUGAUUGGUUUCCAGAGCCAUGCAUAUCAAAAUUUUUAGUUUGGGUUGAUUCAGAUGAUUAGUAGAGCCUGCAGCCAACUCUGUCGUUAUGCAGCGUAUUCAUAAGUAGUUAAAUGUAAAUUCUCAGGAAAUGUAUUUAAUAUUAAUAAGAGAGCUGUUUAAUGUUCACUCUCCAAAUGCUAAAAACAACCAUUAAUUCUCAUUUUCACCAUGAGGAAAGCUGUGGUUUGACAAGAAAAUGUAAAAGAAACACCUUUUCAGCCGAAAUAACGUUUUUAGUUCACUGUGUAUUUAAAACAGCUUUCUGUCUGCAACAAUACCAAUAUAAUGAGGAUGUUGGUCGGCUAAAGCAGAAACAAUACUAAAAAAAAAUCGACUUGUCAAUGUUUACAUUUUUUUAUGGUAAUUCAUAAUUUGGUAGACUACAGGAUCAUCAGUCAUUUCUCACUGAGAUAAUUGAAAAGGUUUUACUGGCAGCAGGAGUACCACAGAGCUUCCUGUGAUGAUUGAAGCUCAGAGGAUUUUGUUCAACCUCAAAUCGGUUUGUGACAACAUGAGUGUGACGCAAAAACAAAUUGUUCUUUUUAGAUAUGAAUGUUGAUAUUGCUUUGGCUUAAGAAAAGGUGCGGGUUGGUGCUAGUUUUAAUGUGCUUGUACUUCUUGAUUUUGUUCAGCUCUGCGUUUUAGAAACAUGGGAAUACUACUCAGAAAACAAGCCUUAAAUAAUAUAAUGGUUUACCCCAGACUUCAAGGUUCAGUGAUUCUUACAAACUCAAAAGCUCCUCGCAGACUUUGAGGACGCGCUGUUCUGUACGGCCUCGUCCUUCUUGCUUCGAAAGACACAACAGACAGUGAACACUACGAGUGUUUUGAAGAUGUCGCACUGUUUCUGUGACCUGCAUUUGGCAGUUAAAUGCUGCACCUCACAAUUCCUUUGGUGGUGGGUUUAAAUAAAGAUGCAAAAGACGGGGGGCAUGAAUCACUCGUGAAAAUGAUUUUUUUUUUUUUUUACAAUCUGUGAAACAUUGUCUCCUUGUUUUAAAAGGUUUAUAUGCAAAAUGUUUUCAAGUUUUGACAAUGUUCUUAUGUAAAAAUAAAACCUAUUUUGAUACCUCUC